Molecule: messenger RNA, 456 nt
Organism: Sardina pilchardus (European sardine)
Lineage: Eukaryota; Metazoa; Chordata; Actinopteri; Clupeiformes; Clupeidae
Product: histone H4
Exons: 1
Coding region: 34-345 (103 amino acids)
Biological process (GO): nucleosome assembly
Cellular component (GO): nucleosome
Molecular function (GO): structural constituent of chromatin; DNA binding; protein heterodimerization activity
Source: RefSeq, a predicted model, not a curated record
AAUGACUAUUGCUCACAUAUCGAAAUCUACAUCAUGUCUGGAAGAGGCAAAGGAGGCAAAGGUCUUGGAAAGGGAGGCGCCAAGCGUCACCGCAAAGUUCUUCGCGAUAACAUCCAGGGUAUUACCAAGCCCGCUAUCCGCCGCCUGGCUCGCCGUGGGGGUGUGAAGAGAAUUUCUGGUCUGAUCUACGAGGAGACUCGUGGUGUCCUGAAGGUUUUCCUGGAGAACGUUAUCCGUGAUGCCGUCACCUACACCGAGCACGCAAAGAGAAAGACCGUGACCGCCAUGGACGUCGUCUAUGCUCUGAAACGCCAGGGCCGUACUCUGUACGGUUUUGGUGGUUAAAUGUCUAAUCUCUCCAUCGACUUGGACCCAAAAGGCUCUUUUAAGAGCCACCCAAUUCUUUCUUAAAAGUUCUAUUCCUUUCCCUAUAAUGAGUUAUGAAAUGAAAUAUCU